GAGAGAGAGAGAGGAGGCAGCUUGCUCCACACGCCUCCGCCGUGUCCAGAUUUCCGACUCGCCGGAGAGGAAUGGAAGCGGGCCGCGCGACAAUCGUCGCCUCCGCCGUGGCCAGGUUGAAGCCACCGCGGGCGACGCUGACGCAUGACGCUCCGGCCGCCGUCCUCGCGCCGCCCGUCGCCGACGCCCCGCACGCCGAGUGGCGGGGGCUACCCGACGACGUCGUCGCCAGGGUGCUCGUCCGCCUCCCCGUCGUCGACCUGUUCCGCCUCGGCUACCUCUUCUCCCCGCGCUGGCUCGACAUCUGGCGCGCCGAGCCGCUGUAUCUCCAUGACCGCCAGUUCGCCUCUCCCCGGAUCGCCGCCGCCGACGUCGCCGACGCCAUCGCCAACGUUCUCGAGCUCCACGUAGGCGACGGCGUCCAGUUCGUAGGCGUACAAGGAGAGAACGGGAGCGACGACGACGACGACGGAGAUGGAGGUGGAGGCAACGAGGUAGUUGGCGUGGAUGGCCACGAUUCUGGACCCGGGGUUGCCGUCGAACUCGAACACGAGGCAGCAGAUCAAGGCGGUGGAGUCGUCAACAAUUCUGACGGUGGAGGUGUCGCCGGCCGCCGUCGCCUCCGAUUCCCUGGAGGCGUAGGCGCCGACGACGGCGUCAUCAGCGACGACGACAUCUACGGCCACGACGACAUCCCAGAUGGUGGUUACGAGAUCGGCCGCGUCUACAGCUUCCGAGUGGAGACCACGCGGUGGCGCGCCGACCAACUCCACCGCUGGUGCGCCGCGCUCCAGCGCGGCCGUGUUCGUGAGGUCACCCUCGCCAACCUCACCAUGGAAGGGCACCCCGAGCUCCCCCAGGGCAUCCGCGACUGCGCCACAAGCCUCAAGGGACUCCACGUCUUCUUCUUCACCAUGGAAGCCGACCACAUCGACUCCCUCGUCAACCUCCGCGUCCUCGGGCUGUAUGGCUGCCCUGGCAUGAUCCUGCGAGCACUCCGCCCCGAAUCGGAAAUCCGGGUGCUGACGAUCGACUUCAGCCGUCUGGUAGACGUCCUCGUCCAGACCACGCGCCUCCGCUCUCUGGAGAUGCACAACAACGUGGUGCAGGGCACGGUCGUCGUGCACGACGCCAUCCAACUCCGGAAGCUGCACCUGUUACCACCGACGAGACCAUCCAAGAUCUUCAUCGGUGAAGCGCCCAGCCUGCGAAGCAUCGGCUAUCUCGAUCUCUUCAACACCGUCUUCGUGAUCAAAGGCAUUGUGAUUCAGGCUGGGAUGGUGCUGCAUCCUCCAAAGAUGCGUUCUGUCAGGAUUCUCGGCUUACGGGUGAACUACACAGAGAUGGGUCACAGGGUGCCCCGUGAGAUAGAGCAGAUUCUGAAGUGUUUCCCAUGCUUAGAGAAACUGGAGAUCAUGAGAUACGAUGAGGUUGCACCAGAAGAAGGGCUCCUCAAAGCGGAUGAUGAACACAUCUAUCAAGGGAACAAUUUCUUCCGUGACCUUGGUUGUUUCAGCCAUCACCUGAGGUGGAUAUAUCUUACAGCUUUCAGAGGGGGCAAGUAUGAACUUGCUCUGGGCAAAGCCAUCCUCGACGAAGCUCGAGCCGGGACAAUGUUCAAAAUGCUACACCCACAAGGCAGCUAUACGGACUACAUCUCUAACCAGCUAUGGCGGGCUCUCGAACAUUUCAGAAUGACCACUCCAAAUCAUGCUGUCAGAGAUCGACAUGUGUCCGUUAUUCUACGUUUGAGAAAGGCCGGGGGUCUUCCUGGAUAGCAACGCAAGCUGCGAGCUAGCCGGUCCGGGUUCGAGCCUCACCCUCUCCUUAAUUCAAAAUUAAUCUAGUCAUUCCUAGAUUGGUCUUAUUUGUUUUGUGUCCAUUAUUCUAAGUUGAGUUACUUGAAGAAGGCUACUCCAGGUUGAAGAAGGCUACUCCAGGUUGUUGUUCUGCGCUGCUGUACUACUGUCAGAGAGGUUAGGCUGCGCUCUUUUCUUCAAUUUGUCUAGCUGGUCAAAUGAUGUAUGCUAAGUGAGCGAAUUGUGAAUGAUGCUCUCUUUGAGUCUGCAUAAUUGAACAAUUACAAAUCUUGAUAGCAGUAAAAGAAGAUACAGUAUCUUGAUGAGAUGAGCAUGUUGUUUGUGCUUUGCUUUUACCGGAAAAUUUGAUCAACAUAAAAGUGAAUUAUUUUUCUUAGAUGCUAAA
Oryza sativa Japonica Group (Japanese rice) is the source of this 2205-nucleotide messenger RNA. RefSeq lists its product as uncharacterized. Lineage: Eukaryota; Viridiplantae; Streptophyta; Magnoliopsida; Poales; Poaceae. The record is from RefSeq and is a predicted model, not a curated record.